This is a messenger RNA of Schizosaccharomyces cryophilus OY26, 2028 nucleotides long. RefSeq names its product oxysterol binding protein. NCBI's taxonomy places the organism in Eukaryota, Fungi, Ascomycota, Schizosaccharomycetes, Schizosaccharomycetales, Schizosaccharomycetaceae. Bases 114 to 1538 code for a protein of 474 amino acids. Gene Ontology annotation, molecular function: sterol binding. The record is from RefSeq and is a predicted model, not a curated record. The transcript is spliced from 5 exons. Gene Ontology annotation, cellular component: membrane; cytosol; intracellular membrane-bounded organelle.
CCGAGUAAGAGUUGCAAAUAACCAACAACAAAGAAGGAAGAAUUCACUGAGAACUACUAAGAAAAGCCAUUUUUUAUUAGCGAAAAUAAGGAAAUUGUAAUAGGCGAUCCAUUAUGCCUCAUGACAAACAGGAUAGAGAUACGGAAGAAAUCGAAGAUGAGGGCAAGAAUAUCAUUCUUGGAAUUGUGUCUCAAUUGAGACCAAAUAUGGACUUGUCAAAGGUGACACUCCCUACGUUUGUUUUGGAGCCGAGGUCAAUGUUGGAACGAAUUACAAACUUUAUGAGUCAUCCAGAUUUUCUGCUCCCAGUUCCUCAUGUUCCUUCUGCCGAAGAACGGUUCCUUGAGGUGUGUCGAUUUUACCUUUCAGGAUGGCAUAUUCGCCCUCCGGGUGUAAAGAAACCGCUGAAUCCAGUUUUGGGAGAGACGUUCACGGGCUUUUGGAAGUUUCCUCCAUCCGACAUCCAAAGUCCGGGGCUGAAUAACCUGAAUGGUGUUGCGGUAUACAUAGCCGAACAGGUGUCCCAUCAUCCACCCAUCAGUGCCUAUUUUUAUUACUGUCCUCAAUACAAAGUUCGCAUAGACGGUGUCCUAAAGCCGAGGUCACGCUUUUUAGGUAAUUCUGCAGCUAGUAUUAUGGAGGGAGUUGCUAGCAUCAAAUUUUUGGAACAGAAUGAGGAGUAUCUUUUGACCCAGCCAAAUAUGUAUGCUCGUGGCAUUUUGUUUGGUAAAAUGCGGAUAGAAUUAGGAGAUCAUGUUACUGUGCGUUGUCCAGAUACAGACUUGGCAGCUGAUAUCGAAUUUAAAGUGAAAGGCUUUAUUAGUGGAACCUACAAUUCCAUUGCAGGGAAGGUAAAACGCAUAAGCACAGGUGACGUGCUGUACAAACUUUCUGGAAAGUGGGAUUCUGAAAUUGUACUGGAAAAUGUCAGCACAGGGAAGACCUCUACAUUUUUGGAUGUCACAGAGCUGCCGGUCUAUCCUGUCAUGGCUCGACCCCUAGAAGAACAAACUAUUUAUGAAUCACAGAAGUUAUGGCAUGAGACAUGUGAGGCUGUGAACGCCCGAGACCAAUCUGUUGCAACAAAGUCAAAGACUGCGAUUGAAGAUCAUCAGCGCGAAAAGGCUAGAGCUCGGGAAGCUAACAACGAGAAAUGGCAACCAAAAUAUUUCAAACAAACUGGACCCGAAGAAUAUGUACUUGAUAUGGAUAUACCGUACGAAAAGUCUGAUGCUGAAGUGCUCUGUAGUUUGGACGAUCGUAUACCAAUUUUUAGCGAAAACGAUCGUGCGUACUAUCGUAGCCUUAUUGGUAGAGGCUCGAAAUCUGAACCCGCAGCUCAAGGAAAUGAACCUCAUAAGCAUGUAAGAGACAACGGCCGGACGCGAUUGAAUGAGAAUCGUCCUCAUCACCUACGUGACGGAUCUAACCCUGCUUCUAGUUUCGUGACUUAUCGAAGUGAAAAUGGAUCUGUGGACGAAUAUCAUGAUGCUCAAUUGCCGGAUCAAGGAGUUCUUUCACAAUUAGAGGAAAAUUAAUUUGGGUAAUAUAUGUGGAGAAAGGAAUGCUAAAAGUAAAUGUUUCGGGUUUGGAUAGUUUUAUUAUUUCUCAACAGAGGUCUUUUUUUUAUACUUUUACAAUAUCAUUGCUUAGAUGUAUGUAAAAGUCUUUAGAGACGCGUUGUUCUUUGGAAGUUUUCAACAGAGAUGGACGUUUGGUGUCAAGGAAGCUUCCAUUAAGAAAGGACCAAGAUGUUUCUUGUGCAUUUGCUAUCUGUAUCUCUUUGAGUGCAGAAAACAAAAUGUGAAACAUACAAAAGUGUUUGCUUUGAAGAACUGAAUUGUUCCAUUCUACAAAAUCUUUAUUUUCGAAUUACGAAAUUUAAUGCUACAUGAUUUGUAUGAACGCUUUAUUUUAUAUCUUAUUUUUCUAUUACUUCUUUCCAUUAGAAUUGUGUGCUUGUCUCAUAUUGAUUAAGGUGACCUUUACCAGAAUAUAUGAAUAAAAUAUAUGUAUUUAGUCUUAGAA